AUGGAAGGAAAAUUAGACUCAACCCAGAAAGGCGAAAAAGAAGCAGAUGAGUCCCACGAUGAACAAAUUCAGAUAUUGGGUUGUUCGAUCACAGAUCUUCCGAGUCCCAUUUUGGUCAGUAUUCUGACAAGACUCCCUGUAAAGAAUAUUCUCAUUUGCAAGUGCGUAACCAAAACUUGGGUCAGUCUAAUUUCUGACCCUCAUUUCGCCAAGCUGCACUUUGCCCGGGCAGAGCCCAGUGCUGUGCUUCGAACGGCCUUUAAUUCAAUGUUUGUGUCAAGAUUGCUUUACUUGGUUGAGCCUGAGAGGUGCAACAAUUUUGUUCAUUGUGACCAUCAUGUUAACAUGAAGCUUGAAACCAAAUUGAAGAUCCUAUUGCGCAAUGUUGACAUGUUUCGUGAAGUUAUAGCUCGUAAUGCCCAAAUGCGUUCCCUCCUCCCUAAAGGCAGUCGGGUUAAAAGGAAGCGCUGCCCCAAGUUUGACCCCAGUGAUUAUGUGUUAAAAAUUGUGAAUUCAUGCAAUGGUUUGCUUUGCUUGUCUGAACCAAAACGUAAUAAACCUGUUGUUGUGUUUAAUCCAAUCACGGAUUAUAGCCUAAAAUUUCCCACCUAUCUGAAUGGAGGGCUUCAUUGGGUAUGGCAUGAUGGCAGAAGAUCUGAUCAUAUAGUUUCUUUUAACUUCGACGACGAGCAGCUCCAAUCAGUUCCCUUGCCGCCUCUUGAAAAUGAUAACACUAAUGUGUCUAUGGGAGUACUAGAAGGCUGUCUAUGCAUAAGUGACUCCUCCAGUUGUGAUUCUGUUCACGUAUGGGUUUUGAACAAUUAUGGUGCUCCACAAUUUUGGACAAAAGUGUUUUCUCUCAAUAGCCUGCCUGAUGGGAGGUCAUCUAAUUGUUUAUAUCAGCCAAUAAGUUACCAAAAAGAUGGGGCAAUAUUGAUAUUUGAUUCAUCUGGAAGUGCUCUGAUUUAUUAUGACCCUGAAGGACCACAAUUCAGAUAUCUUAAGAUUGAUGGGGUUAAAUUAAAAUUUGAAGCAAUCGCUUAUGUUCCAAGCUUUAUUUCACUUAAAGACACUGUGGUUGGAGAGUGCUGUGGUGCUAAAUAUCAGUUCAAGUUCAUUAAGGUUUAUUCUGAAGCAGUGGAAAGGGCUUUGAUGUUGGAGGCUGAUAAUAAAGAGAAGGAUGCAAGAAGAGAACAGUUGAAGCAAAAGAGGGGUACAGGGCCAUCUUCAGAGGGAUCUUCUUGGAAGAGGAACAAGAGUGGUUCAUUUCAGUUUCAGGGGUAG
Messenger RNA from Cornus florida, 1284 nucleotides. Its product is annotated as F-box/kelch-repeat protein At3g06240-like. The transcript has 3 exons. The coding region runs from base 1 to 1284 and encodes 427 amino acids. The record is from RefSeq and is a predicted model, not a curated record. Lineage: Eukaryota; Viridiplantae; Streptophyta; Magnoliopsida; Cornales; Cornaceae. Gene Ontology annotation, molecular function: protein binding.